ACAGCUCAGUCACAUUGUGUCUCUCUCUGUGUGCAGCGUUGUGUGUCUGUCUCUGUCUCACCUGUCUCACUCUCAGGAUGGAACACUGUCUUCAUGGAUUAUUGAUCGCUGUGUUUCUGCUGCAGAUGAACUGUUCACACUCACGUUCUGUCAGUCACAGCACAGAGUCUCUUCAUCAGGUCCUCUCAGAAUACAUUGUCGUCCGUCCAAUCAGGACGGACUCAGAGGGGCGUUUCCUGUCAGGCUCAGGCUCCAGCCACCCACUGAGGAAACAACUCAGCAGCCUCUCAGAGGACAGGCCCACUGACAGCAUCAGACACAAACAACAACACGCAGCACCGUCCAACCACACAGCUCGUCACUUCAGAGGGCGGGGUUACAUGGAGGAGGUGGCGGCAAAGGCGGAGCUUUACUACAAUGUAACCGUGUUUGGUCAGAGUCUCCAUCUUCGGCUGCGUCCCAACUCUCGUCUCGUGGCCCCCGCCGCCACCGUGGAGUGGGAGGAGUCAGGACGAGUUCACUCUGAGCCAAUCAGAGACAGAGGCUGCUUUUUCACAGGAGACGUUUCCAACAUGGAGGACACGUCUGUCGCUAUUAGCAACUGUGAUGGACUGACAGGACUCAUUCGAACACGCGUAGACGAGUUCUUCAUCGAACCUUUGGAAGAAUGGAGGAGAGAGGGAGUAGGAGACAAGGACAGAGGAGACAAGGAAGGAGGACAGCGCCACAUCGUUUAUCGUUCCUCAGCUGUCCGUAAACAACCAGCUGUCAAUCAAACUGCAGACAACGUCCUCCGAGCUCCUCUCGUAGGUUCCCUUAACUUGAAGCAGAACGUGUUGUGGUCGACACCAGGGUCACGCAGACGGAAGCGCUACAUCGAGGAGGCGGAGUUAUUUCACAUUGAGGUGUUGUUAGCAGUCGAUUAUUCGGUUCUUCUCUUCCACGGCCGAGAACACAUCCAGAAGUAUCUGCUCACACUGAUGAACAUAGUGAAUGAGAUCUAUCAGGACCAUUCUUUGGGCACCAACUUCAACGUGGUCCUGGUCAGGAUCAUCAUGUUGUCACCAACAAAGUCUCAGGAGCUGAUCUCGGUGGGGAACCCUCAGAAGAGCCUCGAGAACGUCUGUGGCUGGUCGUACCUCCAGCACAGGGAGCACAGUCACGCCGAGCAGCACGAUCACACCAUCUACCUGACCAGGCAGGAGUUCGGCCCCUCCGGCAUGCAAGGCUAUGCUCCCGUCACUGGGAUGUGCCACCUACAUCGGAGCUGUGUCCUCGUCCUGGAUGACGGCUUUUCUUCAGCCUUUGUCGCUGCACAUGAGACGGGACAUGUAUUAGGUAUGGAACAUGACGGCGAGGCUAAUAACUGUGAGGACGACGUGUUGUUGGGCAGCAUCAUGUCUCCUCGAGUCCAGGCCACAUUACACCGCUAUCACUGGUCAAGAUGCAGCUGGAGGGAACUGCACCAGUACCUGCAGACUUACGACUGUCUCCGUGAUGACCCGUUUAACCACGAGUGGCCCGCUCAGCCUCAGCUGCCGGGGUUCCAGUACUCAAUGGACCAACAGUGUGUCUUUGACUUUGGACCUGGAUACAGUCUUUGUACUGCAUACACGACCCCUGACCCCUGCAAACAGCUGUGGUGCAGCGAAUACACAAACCCGUUCUACUGUAAGACGAAGAAAGGUCCGCCCCUCGACGGGACAAAGUGUGGACCAGGGAAGCACUGCUUUAAAGGCUUCUGCAUGAAGUUGACCCCUGACCUCCUGCGACAAGAUGGCAGCUGGGGAACGUGGAGUUCCUAUGGCAGCUGCUCCAGGACCUGCGGGGGCGGGGUCAGGUUCCGGAGCCGGCGGUGCGACAAUCCAGCUCCAGCCAACGGGGGGCGCACCUGCUUCGGAAACAGCUAUGAGUUUGAGCUGUGCAGCCUGGAGGAGUGUCCACCAUUGACGGACUUCAGGGAGGAACAGUGUAAAGUGUGGAAUCCAUUUUUUGAACACGAUGGCAAGAAACAUCACUGGCUGCCGUAUCAACACCCAGACCCGGACGAGCGUUGUCGUCUGUACUGUCAGUCGAAGGAGACGGGGGCAGUGGUUUCCAUGAGCAAAAUGGUGCAUGAUGGGACGUCAUGUUCAUACAGUGAUGCUCACAGCGUGUGCGUUCGAGGAGAGUGUGAGCACGUGGGCUGUGACAGUCAGAUUGCUUCAGACAAGCAGGAAGAUCGAUGUGGCGUCUGUGGAGGCGACAACGCCACCUGCAAGAUGAUCAAAGGAAACUUCACACGCAGCACAAAGAAACCAGGAUACUUGAAGAUCCUGGAGAUCCCUAAAGGAGCGCGUCAUCUGCUGGUCCAGGAGUUUAAGGGGACUCCUCACAUCCUGGCGGUGAAGAACCAGGAGACGAGUCACCUCUUCCUUAACGAUGAACACGAGCUUCCAGAAUCCCGUGUGGUGAUUGAGAAGGGUGUGGUCUGGGAGUACAGUAACAGCAAGGAGCAAGAGUCUGUCCGAACCACAGGCCCACUGAAGUAUGGUGUCCUGCUAAUGGUCCGUUCCCAUAACGACUCCAAGGUUACAGUGUCUUAUAAGUACAUCAUCCAGGACCGCCUACGCUUAUCACUGGAGUCCAACCUGGUGCAGGAGGACGCUGUCUUCUAUGAGUGGGCGCUGAAGAAGUGGUCGCAGUGCUCCAAGCCCUGCGGAGGAGGGAAACAGUACACGAGGUUUGGCUGCAGGAGGAAGGCUGAUGGGAAAAUGGUUCUCAGGAUGCUCUGCUCCAAUGUCAACAAACCGAGAGCCAUUAGCCGCAGCUGCAACACUGACACCUGCAGCUCACCACGAUGGGUGACCGGGGACUGGGAGGACUGCAGCACCUCUUGUGGUCAAACUGGGUGGCAGCGUCGCUGGGUGAGCUGCCAGCACGAGCCCAGCAGGGUUCAGCAACAGCAGCGCUCAGUGCACAGCAAACUCUGUCGAGACUCUCGGCCUGAAGCCAAGCGUACCUGCAACCGUUUCCCCUGCCCCGCCACCUGGCGAGCCGGGCUGUGGACGCCGUGUUCAGUGUCAUGUGGAAACGGAACUCAGGAACGUCAGGUUGCAUGUUCAAGUCCUGAGGAAUCAGCUGGAAACUGCAGUGAACCUCGACCAAUCACAGCCCGCAGCUGCCAGGCCACGCCCUGCAACGGCGACCAGAAAAAUGCCAUCAUCCAGUGGUUGUCCAGGUCCAACCCAGAGUUCCCUGUGCAGAAUAUCUCCUCCAGGUAUCGUUGUCGCGGUGACCGUUCAGUGUUUUGUCACAUGGAAGUGUUGAAUCGGUACUGCUCCAACGCCAGAUACCGACUGAUGUGCUGUAAGUCCUGCAGCAAGGAAAACGCCAGCAGCACGAGUUCACCAACCACCAACAGCAGCUCCUGGAUUUCGCCGACAGAGACAGUCACCUCAGUAACCACACCCACCUGGUCGGACAGCAGCCACAUCAUCAGUGACAUCAUAAACCCAACCUCCAUCUUCACCGUCACUCCUUCCCCCACUAGCAGGAGCAGCACCGACUUCAUUUAUGUUGAGUACGAUGACUAUGAUGAGUAUUCGUCUUAUGAGGAUCCUCUGGAUAUAACUACUCCUCGCCCAUCCACCACUGCUCCUCCCCCAACCAAACCACCUCCUCCCCCAACCACCCCUGCUCCUCCCCCAUCCACCACCUUCACCACCACACGGCGCACACGCAGAACUGCUCCACCACAUUUAUUCAGGAGGACAACGACCACAGUGCCCAUGGUAAAUGGUGAUGGUACGACACUGUCACCGAUCCAAACAUCUGCCGUCCCAGAUUUUCCCACCUCAACAACAUCUGAUCCUGAUGACAUCAUCACCACCACAUCAUCGGGUGGGCGGAGCCUUCAAACUAAAAUCAAUCUGACAGAAACUGAACCUACAAUGAUGUCUGCGUCCUCUUUUGUCCCGCUUACGAAGAAAGAGAACAACUCAGUGGAUGAGGUCCCAUACCGGAUCGUGGGAUUGGACAGGGACGUCGCCAGCGGACAGCAGAGCUACUUUGUCCCACGAAUGCCAACGUUCCGCGAGCGAACGCAAAACAAACGUAUCCAACAGCUUCUGAAUGAGAAACGCCGACAGAACCUUGUGAGGAGAGCGAACCGGAGCCGAGCAGAUGGGAGUGGCAACAACGCUAAAACACAUUCUUAAUGUUUUAACUUGCAUGUGCAGCUUCUCACUUUCUGCUAAUGCUAACAAAGACUUGAUGAUAAACUGAAGCAACAUCAAAGAAUGAAGAUGGUUCUAGAAGCAGGUUCUGUCAACGUUUCAGACCAGAACCUGGUUUUUCUCUUUGUACCAAAUAAUAAUGUUCAUAAAUAAAGAGUCAUCUGGUGUCAGACCACA
This is a messenger RNA of Solea senegalensis (Senegalese sole), 4394 nucleotides long. Its product is annotated as A disintegrin and metalloproteinase with thrombospondin motifs 2-like. Gene Ontology annotation, biological process: extracellular matrix organization; proteolysis. The record is from RefSeq and is a predicted model, not a curated record. Bases 78 to 4199 code for a protein of 1373 amino acids. Lineage: Eukaryota; Metazoa; Chordata; Actinopteri; Pleuronectiformes; Soleidae. Gene Ontology annotation, molecular function: metalloendopeptidase activity. Gene Ontology annotation, cellular component: extracellular matrix. The transcript is spliced from 25 exons.